CUCAGUGGUCGGUAUAUGCAAUAUUUUUACCUUUCUCAGGCUUUUACCACACUCCUCAGUGCGUUUGCGUUUGCCCGACAUCAGAGAGAAUAUCCUUGGCUCCUAAUAAAUUUUUCAGUGUACAGAGAGAGUGUACACUACCCCAAAAAUGUCUGCCGAAUCGACGACAGAAUAAUUUUUGAGCUACGGGACCGUCAAUGCGCAACUGAGCCACGCUAAAUUGUUUGAACUGGAAAUUGGACCGUUUCUUUAUAACUAUUGUGAAGACUUUGAAGUGUGAUACAGCGCCUUAGUCGACAUUCCCGAUUUCGCUAGAAAAGCUGUACGAUUAAAUCGUUUUAUAUUGGACACUGUGAUAAGGGAAGAGAAUAAUGGCAUUUGGAACUUGACGAAAAGUUGGCGGGAAGACUGAGACAAAUUCCAAAAACUGUCCGGGAAAAACACAUGUCAUUUCGGAGACACGUAAGUGUGACGCAACAGACACCGAAGUGGAUCGGACGCGGUGUUUAAAAUAUAGGUUGAUGGUCUCAUCGGUCGUUAUGGAUUCGCCUUGGGGAGCGAUGGUGCAAUACCGGCCGCUGCUGGUAGAUAUCAACCAAAUGAGCUACCAGAACACGGUCGCCGUUCGCAACACUGACGACUCCUGGUGGCUGGGAUACAUUCAAGACAUGGACGGCGACCACGCACUCAUCCACUUUGACUCGGCAAAGGUCACCGCUCGGUGGAUCCACAUGGCAAGCAUCUGGCUGCUGCCGUUCUACUGUGAAGACCUUGUACACGGUCAACCCCGAGGUUGCGCGGUGUACGUUGCAUUGCGUAGUGAAAACAACGGCCCCUUGCGCUUCCGACCUGCCGUCCUGUUGGAUGCGUUGCAUGGUUGUUCAACUGAAAGUUGUGGAAUGUUCUAUUUGAAAUCUGCGGAGCCCUACCCCAACGGCCUGGCAUGCGCCGCUCCUGCUGAACUGGUGGCAGCCGGGCAAGUGGCCGCGCAGUUGCCGCCCAGUGGUCCACCGUUGUUGGAGCGCCGCAGCGCCUUUCUCUACACCAAACAUUUCAUUCCCUUUACCCGGGCGCAGAGUGUUCUGAGCGAUGCCUCCGACAAAUUCCGCAUCAUCAAGCACCUUCGCGAUGCUUUUGAGCAGGAAAGGGAAUUCUUUUAUCCGAGGAGAAACUGCUGUCGUUUUCAUAUGCGCAUCGAGCGGGAUGGGUGCAUGUUUAUUACGAUAAAUACUGCCAACGCGGAGACAGCACAGUGGAUGGCGACGAUGUUGGCGCAAGUGCUGGACAAACAUCUGGCCAGCCGGAUUGAUUUGCCGGCCAUUGCCUUUGCACUAGGUCCCGCAAGAGCAGUUAUCCUUGGCGACACCGGCUGGGAAAGUGACGCACUGCACCAAGCUGUCGGUGCCCACAUAGGUCAGCUGACGCCGUGGCUCGUUGACUUCAUCCUGGCCCAUUUGGAUCUGUACUCACAAAUGACGGCCAAACGGGUAUGCGCGCUAUGGUCGCUCCUGUUAAGCAGUCCGCGCAUGACGGAGCACAUCAUUAUUCAUGUGGACAAUUGGCUGCAUCCGAAGGUACUGGUAGACAGUGGCAACUGCUACAAACUGCUGAAGCUGGUGAGCCGCUCCAUUAGUUCCACCACCAAAUGCCUCACCUUCCUCAACGCCUUUUUCCUUUAUCCAUCGUCUUAUAUAGAAAUGUUGCUAACAGCAAUGGGGAUCCGGCUGCCGUUGGUAGUCUUUAAAGACCAGAUUGUCUCCGAACCCAGCCUCAUUGUGGGACAAAACGAGCAUCGGCUGAAGCACGCUGCAGCUUGGGAGCCGACGUCUUACAAGCACUACUGCGAAUCCGUCGUGCUGUACAACUGGAAAGUGGCCGACCUGUUCGGGUUCACAGCGUCCCAACUGUUUCAGGGUGUACAGAUUAGAUACGAUAACAGUAUGCGUCUCCUGCCAGAGCACGAGCAGAAUUUGAUGAAACCCCUCAAAAUGGAGUCGCAUGCACUGGACAUUGACAAGCUGCAGAUCAGCAUUCCGCGGCUAGUUCUCAAAUGCAGCGAGGGCAGAAUGCGCAUGACUAGCCGCUUCAUGUGCGCUGUCAACGAGAACUUCCCGCCGGUCACCCCGGAUAUGCUAGCAAAGGUCACUGCUGUGCAUGCUCGUUGGGUGCGCAAUCUGGAGUAUCCGGAUGAAUGGCAGACCAUUCGCAUGUAUCUUUUAGUGUUCAGCGGUUUCCAUGCAGACGGCAGCCCACGAUAUUGGUGGAAGAUGGAUUUGCGGCUGCUUAAUGUGUCGACUCUUAGUAAACUGGCCAUUUACGGAAUCAACGAAAUAUUCGCUUUGUGAGGCAUAGACCGUGCUUUACACGAUACCAUUUCCUGGACGAAAAUAAUUUGAGCCUUAGUUCGAGACAUGCACGUAAAGCGCGCUUGACCUCCGAAUCUUGCUCAGAUUAUCUUGCGCUUUCGCUUUUUGGUUUUCUUCAUGUUCCUGUUUUUUUUAUUUUGCAACCUUUCGUGAUUUGUUAAUUUUCGCGCAAUCGAUUGCCAAAGUUUCUUUUCCGUUUAUUUAAACAGCAUGGAAACCACAGAUAAAUUUUUAAUUUUAUAUAUUUUUCAUGAUUACAUUUUGAUCUUGUAUUAGCUGGCUGUUUUUAUUCCUGUUUACUCUGCUGUAACUUUGUGUUUGAUGCAGACAUGUUGUGCUUAACGCAUCAUUCGUA
Paramacrobiotus metropolitanus is the source of this 2721-nucleotide messenger RNA. RefSeq lists its product as uncharacterized. The coding region runs from base 522 to 2345 and encodes 607 amino acids. NCBI's taxonomy places the organism in Eukaryota, Metazoa, Tardigrada, Eutardigrada, Parachela, Macrobiotidae. The transcript is spliced from 7 exons. The record is from RefSeq and is a predicted model, not a curated record.